Messenger RNA from Hordeum vulgare subsp. vulgare (domesticated barley), 1885 nucleotides. Its product is annotated as cysteine protease 1-like. The transcript is spliced from 2 exons. Gene Ontology annotation, molecular function: cysteine-type endopeptidase activity. Bases 222 to 1655 code for a protein of 477 amino acids. Gene Ontology annotation, cellular component: lysosome. The record is from RefSeq and is a predicted model, not a curated record. NCBI's taxonomy places the organism in Eukaryota, Viridiplantae, Streptophyta, Magnoliopsida, Poales, Poaceae.
UCCUGUGCUAAUUGGGCCUUGCAAACCUGCUAUGUGCGCAGACUAGAAUCAGAUAGCAACUCUACUAUCUACCAGCCCUGAUCCUAUAUGUAUCGCCGAGACACGCAGCAGGAACCAAGCCAGAACAACUCGUACGCACUCUCGCCGUGAAUUGAUAGCUCUCCAUUAUCGACUUUCGACGACCUACCAAGACAAGCUACAAGCGCGACACGUUCGCGACCAUGGCGGGCGGCAGCAAGGCCGCGGCCGCUGUGGCCAUGGUCUUGGCAUUCCUACUCUUCGCCGUCGCCUCGUCAGCAGCCGCCGGCGCACCCGACAUGUCCAUCGUCUCGUACAACUCGGCGCACGCCGUCCGUGGGCUGGAGCGGACGGAAGCCGAGGUGCGCGCGAUGUAUGAUCACUGGCUGGCGCGGCACGGCCGCUCGUACAAUGCCCUCGGCGAGUACGACCGCCGGUUCCGGGCGUUCUGGGACAACCUCAGGCUCGUCGACGCCCACAACGCCGACGCGGACGCCCACGGGUUCCGCCUCGGGAUGAACCGCUUCGCCGACCUCACCAACGACGAGUUCCGCGCCGCCUACCUCGGCGCCAUCCCGAGCGGCCAAGGCCGCCACACCGUCGGCGAGAGGUACCUCCACGACGGCGCCGAGACGCUGCCGGAGUCCGUGGACUGGAGGGCGAAGGGCGCCGUGGCCCCCGUGAAGAACCAGGGCCAGUGCGGCAGCUGCUGGGCGUUCUCGGCGGUCGGCGCGGUGGAAGGCAUCAACAAGAUCGUCACGGGCGACCUGGUGACGCUGUCGGAGCAGGAGCUGGUGGAGUGCGCAAGGAACGGGCAGAACAGCGGGUGCAACGGCGGGAUGAUGGAGGACGCGUUCGACUUCAUCGCCCGGAACGGCGGCAUCGACACGGAGGCGGACUACCCCUACACCGCCAAGGACGGCAGGUGCGACCUCGCCAAGAGGAGCCGCACUGUGGUGUCCAUCGACGGCUUCGAGUCGGUGCCGGAGAACGACGAGCUGUCGCUGAAGAAAGCAGUGGCGCACCAGCCCGUGAGCGUGGGCAUCGAGGCCGGCGGCCCCGAGUUCCAGCUGUACGAGUCCGGGGUGUUCAUCGGCAGGUGCGGCACGGAGCUGGACCACGGCGUGGUGGCGGUGGGGUACGGCACCGACAAUGGCAGGGACUACUGGAGCGUGCGCAACUCAUGGGGGGCAGGCUGGGGCGAGGGCGGCUACAUCCGGAUGGAGCGCAACGUCACCGCGCGCACCGGCAAGUGCGGCAUCGCCAUGAUGGCGUCCUACCCCGUCAAGAACGGGCCUAACCCGUCGCCCAAGCCAAACCCGCCGAAGCCGAAACCGGUGGCCUGCGACCGCCACAGCAAGUGUCCGGCGGGGAGCACCUGCUGCUGCACCCACGGCGUCAGGAAGACGUGCUUCGUCUGGGGGUGCUGCCCUGCCAAGGGCGCCGUCUGCUGCAAGGACGGCGCUACCUGCUGCCCCUCGGACUACCCCGUCUGCAACGACCAGAAUCGCACUUGCUCCAAGAGCAAGAACAGCCCCUACACCGUGGAGGCGCUCAUCCGUACUCCGGCCAAGCGAAGCAGGACAACGACGAUUACAAAACUGGUCGAUUUAGUGUUCUCCGGAUCGGACAUCUAGGCUCUCGGUCCUUUCUUAGGGUUUUUUUAGCACAUAGAUAUUUUCUAGGUUACACUACAGUAGUAUUCCAUAGGACUAUAUGAAAUUUAUAUCCACGGAAACAUGUACAUAUGAAAUACGAGAAUUUUCACCUUGCUAAAGAUCAGACACUCCUUGUAUCCAUUAUUUUACUUUGAAGCAGUACCACAACUCUUUUAUGUUCUCCAAAUUAGUUAUGAUUUUUACAUUAA